CUUGCCUUCCAUCUGUUUUGAGUUCCUUCCAAGUAUGUUUGCAGCUCAAUCUUAUGUGAUAUCCUUUACCGUCUGAGCUUUUCCAAUGGCGGAUCACAUACUAACUUCGAGCUCAGAUGAGCGCAAGACUCCACUUCUCCCUCUCCAUCAACCUCCACAGAGCUUAAUCCACCCUUUCAGGUCACUUCUCACCUUGAAGAACUUGUUCAUAGUCUCUGGGCCUCUCUCGUGCAUGGUCGUAUUCUUCUUCCUCGAUCUCGGUGGCCGGACUUCGAGCCGCAACAUGCUCGCGGUGCUCUCGUGGGUGUUCUUGUGGUGGAUCAACGAGGCUGUGCCCAUGGCCGUCACGUCCAUGUCGCCGCUCUUCCUCUUCCCUCUCUUCGGACUUGCUUCCUCCAAUGAUGUCGCCAAAUCGUACAUGGACGACAUCAUCGCGCUCGUGCUCGGUAGCUUCAUGCUCGCUUUGGCGGUCGAGCACUACAACAUCCAUCGCCGACUUGCUCUUAACAUAACUUCGCUGUUCUGUGGAGAUCCUCUGAACCCACCACUGCUGCUUCUUGGCAUCUGCGGCACCACUGCGUUUGUGAGCAUGUGGAUGCACAACACCGCGGCGGCAGUCAUGAUGAUGCCAGUAGCCACCGGGAUCCUGCAGAGGUUGCCGGACGGAGAUUCAGCGCAACCCGACGUGAAGAGGUUCUGCAAGGCAGUCGUCCUCGGAGUGAUCUACUCGGCCACGAUUGGGGGGAUGAGCACCUUGACGGGCACAGGGGUCAACCUCAUCUUGGUUGGGAUGUGGGAGAGCUACUUCCCUCAGGAAGAGCAGAUCAGCUUCAGCUCCUGGUUCUUCUUCGGGUUCCCUCUUGCUCUGCUUAUCUUCUUCACCUUGUGGGGUAUCCUCUGCCUCCUGUACUGGUCCAAGAACUCAGGGAAGGCACUUUCUGCUUACCUCGAUCGAAAUCACCUGAGAAGGGAACUUGAAUUGUUAGGCCCGAUGGCAUUCGCCGAGAAGAUGGUCUUAUUUAUAUUCAGUUUGCUUGUAGUGUUGUGGAUGACCAGGAGACUGACAAAUGAUGUUCCUGGGUGGGGUGCUCUGUUCCAUGGGCGUGCUGGUGAUGGAACUGUGCUGAUGGCCACCUUGUUGUUCAUAAUUCCCAACAAGAAGAACCAGGGAGAGAUGCUGAUGGACUGGAACAAGUGCAAGAAGUUGCCAUGGAACAUCAUCCUCCUCGUCGGGACCGGCUUCGCGAUCGCCGACGGCGUCCGGACCAGCGGCCUCACCGAGGUGAUAUCAUCGAACCUCGACUUCCUGCGAGCAGCUCCGUACUUGGCAAUCGCACCCCUCGCUUGCGUAAUCAGCGCGACGAUCACCGAGUUCACGUCCAACAACGCCACCACCACGCUUGUAUUGCCGCUCCUCAUCGAGCUGGCAGAGCCCAUGAAGGUGCACCCUCUGCUGCUCAUGGUGCCGGGAGCCAUUGGCGCACAGUUCGCCUUCUUGCUUCCGACCAGCACUCCAUCGAACGUCGUAGGAUUCACGACCGGGCACAUCAGAAUCAAGGACAUGAUCAGCGCUGGGGCGCCAUUAAAGGUUGCAGGCAUUGCAGCUCUGUCUCUGCUUAUGCCUACGUUAGGUUCAUUUGUUUUCAAGACAAAUAAGCAAGCAUGAACAUUUGUACUGUAAAUAUCUUAUUUAGAUGUUCACAAGAACAAGUGCAUCACAAUUGCGAGGAAUUCAUGCAAAGAAAUGGAGAUGAAUGGCUCUCCUUCACGCUCAUCUUAUGUAUGUCUGCUCUUGUGCAGUUCUACUGACAUGAUGUAGUCCCUUUCCUAAGUAAAAUAACUCAUACAAGCGUCCACGUCUAGACAAAAGGCAGUGUGGCCCAUUAGCACAGAUGACUCGCAUGCUUAUCUGCCACUCAGCAGCUCAGCGUGCAGAGACCAGUCAACAGACUCCAGACUUGAGCUUCCAUUGUUUUGAAUCCAGCAGCUUCCUGGAGGAAGAAGAGAGAUGAGAGAAGCUUCACACAUCCAGACCCAAAGUUUUCCUUUCCUUCCAUUAGGUUGUUCCUGUAUCCUCAUAAUCUAUGAGCUCCACUGAAGAAUCCAGUAUAUAUAUAUAUCCAACUUGCCUCGAA
This is a messenger RNA of Musa acuminata AAA Group (dessert banana), 2135 nucleotides long. Its product is annotated as tonoplast dicarboxylate transporter-like. NCBI's taxonomy places the organism in Eukaryota, Viridiplantae, Streptophyta, Magnoliopsida, Zingiberales, Musaceae. The transcript is spliced from 6 exons. The record is from RefSeq and is a predicted model, not a curated record. Gene Ontology annotation, molecular function: transmembrane transporter activity. Bases 86 to 1666 code for a protein of 526 amino acids. Gene Ontology annotation, cellular component: membrane. Gene Ontology annotation, biological process: transmembrane transport.